Zingiber officinale is the source of this 3481-nucleotide messenger RNA. RefSeq names its product FT-interacting protein 7-like. The record is from RefSeq and is a predicted model, not a curated record. The transcript is spliced from 2 exons. NCBI's taxonomy places the organism in Eukaryota, Viridiplantae, Streptophyta, Magnoliopsida, Zingiberales, Zingiberaceae. Bases 265 to 3273 code for a protein of 1002 amino acids.
AACGAGUGUUUUGACCGUCCCACUUUGAAACAAUCAAACAACGGGAAGAGAGAGAGAGAGAGAGAAGUAGAGGAAGACGACGGCGUCGGACGAGAAGAAGCCUCGAGAGACGACGACGUGCUCCCCUUCCCUACGAGAAUUGAUCUCCGAUUUGCUAAUCGUGCCCAUUGCCGACCAGCUUUCCGGCUCUGCCAAAUCGCGAGAAGGAUCGAAGGGCUUCGGCUUGAUAAGGGGUCUCACACUAGGGAUAAAGCUUUGACAAAGAUGAGCAAAUUAAAAUUGGGAGUGGAAGUUGUAAGUGCGCAUGAGCUUAUACCUAAGGAUAAGCAAGGAUCUUCUAGUCCCUUUGUGGAGCUUCACUUUGAUGGCCAGAAAUUCCGUACUUCCAUCAAAGAAAAAGACCUUAAUCCUGUCUGGAAUGAGCUCUUCUACUUCAACAUUGCAGAUCCUUCUUCCCUCCCUGAACUCACACUAGAAGCUUAUGUUUACAGCAUGAACAAAGGCAUGUAUCCGAGGUCAUUCCUUGGCAAAGUUCAGAUUGCUGGAACCUCUUUCGUUCCCUUUUCAGAUACUUUAAUGAUGCACUAUCCUUUGGAGAAACGUGGAAUGUUUUCACGUGUGAAGGGAGAAUUAGGCCUGAAAGUAUUUCUUACAGAUGACCCUUCCAUCAAACCUUCCAACCCACUUCCAGCUAUUGACCGUCGCCCAAAUAAUCUCCUUCCCAGCCAAUUUCAUCAAGGGCUUGACCAAGUUUCAGAGGCAAAUAAAAGUCUUCCCAAGAAAGAACCUAAACGUUCAUUUCGCAGCAUUCCAAAUGAAAUCCAGCAGCAACAAUACUCUGCUCCAGUUAUCAAGCCGGUGACGCAUGUGGCUGAUCCCAUGAAAUAUGAGUCUCAGCCUUCCAAAGUUGUCAGGAUGUUUUCAUCGUCCUUCUCUCAGCAACCAAUGGACUAUGCACUAAAAGAAACCAAUCCUCUUCUCGGAGGCGGUCAGAUUGUCGCAGGUCGAGUCAUUCCUGCACAGAAGCCUGCUAGUACAUAUGAUCUGGUGGAACAGAUGCAAUAUCUUUUUGUACGUGCCGUCAAGGCACGAGACUUACCUACGAUGGAUAUCACAGGAAGCCUCGACCCUUACGUUGAAGUAAGGGUGGGUAACUACAAGGGGAAGACCAGACAUUUUGAGAAGAAUCAGAACCCAACGUGGAAUGAAGUAUUUGCAUUUCCUAGAGAACGGGUACAGUCAUCAGUUAUUGAAGUAAUAGUGAAAGAUAAAGAUCUGAUCAAGGAUGACUUUGUUGGGAUUGUUCACUUUGACUUGAAUGAUGUUCCAACGCGUGUCCCGCCCGAUAGUCCGUUAGCUCCUGAGUGGUACCGGCUCGAGGACAAGAAUGGGGACAAAACAAAGGGUGAACUGAUGGUUGCAAUUUGGAUUGGUACCCAAGCUGAUGAAUCGUUUGCUGAUGCAUGGCACUUAGAUGCAGCUGCAGCUCUAGAUGCCUCGGCGAUUAGCUCUCACACAAAAUCAAAAGUCUACCAUGCGCCCAGGCUGUGGUAUGUUCGAGUCAAUGUUAUCGAGGCACAAGAUAUUUUCACAGCAAGCGGGCAUUCAUCCCGCAUCCCGGAUGUUCACGUCAAGGUACAACUAGGAAAUCAGAUCCUGAAGACGAGAGCAGUUCAGGCACGGACAUUCAACCCUCUUUGGAACGAAGACCUCAUGUUUGCGACAGCUGAACCGUUUGAGGAUCAACUCCUAAUUUUUGUACAAGAUCGCGUGGGGGCAAACAAAGAUGAGGUGAUAGGCCAUGUUGCUAUCCCUUUGGGUUCGAUUGAAAAGCGACUUGACGAUCACAUGAUCAAUGCUCGGUGGUUCAGUCUCGAGAAGCCUGGCGUGAUCGAUGUCGACCAACUGAAGAAAAACAAGUUUUCAGGUAAAAUUCAUCUGCGUGUCUGUUUGGAAGGCGGGUAUCAUGUACUGGACGAGUCAACCCACUACAGUAGCGACCUCAGACCAACAGCAAAACAGCUGUGGAAACCGUCAAUUGGGUUACUUGAGCUUGGCAUCCUUAAUGCAGAAGGCCUUCAUCCCAUGAAAACCCGAGAAGGAAAGGGGGCAUGCGAUUCCUACUGCGUCGCCAAGUACGGGCGAAAAUGGGUACGCACACGCACCAUUAUUGACAAUCUUUCUCCAAAAUUCAACGAGCAGUAUACAUGGGAGGUUUAUGACCCAGCUACAGUUUUGACGGUUGGUGUCUUUGACAAUUGGCAACUGGAAAAGGGUGCUAAUGGCAACAAGGACUCGAAGAUAGGCAAGGUUCGUAUACGUCUUUCAACUCUUGAAGCUGGCCGGGUGUAUACACACUCGUAUCCACUGUUAGUUUUACACUCCUCAGGUGUCAAGAAGAUGGGCGAACUCCAUCUCGCCGUGCGCUUCUCUUCUACAUCGUUUAUCAAUAUGAUGUCCAUAUACUCGCGGCCCCUGCUUCCCAAGAUGCAUUACGUACAGCCAUUGAACAUGAUGCAGCAAGAUAUGCUCCGGCACCAAGCAGUUCAAAUAAUCGCGGCGCGUCUUAGCAGAAUGGAGCCACCCCUCGGAAAGGAAGUCGUCGAGUGCAUGUCCGAUGUCGACUCCCACAUGUGGAGCAUGCGUCGAAGCAAAGCGAAUUUCUUCAGGCUCGUGUCAGUUUUCUCAGGCUUGUUUGCGGCGGGCAAAUGGUUCGGAAGUGUGUGCGUGUGGAAGAAGCCUGUCAUCACUGUACUGGUGCACAUUCUGUUCACCACGCUGGUGUGCUUUCCGGAACUGAUUCUUCCUACUCUAUUUCUAUACAUGUUCAUGAUAGGCCUUUGGAAUUACCGCUCGCGCCCACGGUAUCCUCCUCACAUGAACAUAAAGCUUUCGCACGCAGAGGCAGUGCACCCUGAUGAGCUCGACGAGGAGUUUGACACAUUCCCCACCAGCCGGAGCUCUGAGAUAGUGCGCAUGAGGUAUGAUCGAUUGAGGAGCGUGGCCGGAAGAAUACAAACUGUGGUCGGAGAUUUGGCCACUCAAGGGGAGAGGCUGCAAGCAUUGCUUAGCUGGAGGGAUCCACGGGCCACUGUCAUCUUCUUAGUGUUCAGCGUGAUGGCAGCGAUUGUGCUUUACACCACCCCGUUGCAAGUGUCGGUUGCUCUAGUUGGCUUCUAUAUCAUGAGGCACCCAAGGUUCCGAAACCGAAUGCCUUCCGCGCCGCUAAAUUUCUUCCGUCGUCUGCCGGCAAAGACAGACAGCUUGAUUUAAAUAGGAUGAUAUAGCAAAUUUAUUUCUGUGCAGCAAAAUGUUUCUUCUUGUCCUUGUUUUUGUUCUUAUUGUUCUUUGUAGGAGUUAUAACUUGGAGGUUAGAUUUUAAUUGUUCUAAAAUGACUAACAUGGUGUAGCAAUUUGUGAAUAUCAUUAGGCGUUUUCUUCUCUAGCUUUCAAACAAAAUUUUUGAUGUAUUUACUUGAAA